AUGGAGCGCGAUGUGGGUCUCGACCCCCUGCCUCCUCGAGAUCUACGCCGCAUUCGAGUGGGUUCGAAAGGCAUUCAUGCAUCCACCGCAUCCUUGCAGGUGGGGUCCUGCGUCGCCUUCCUGCUGGUGGGGACGAAGGCGACGGGAGCGGCGACAACGGCGGACGGAGGCGCGGAGGCAGGGCCACACGACGACCUCCUCCCCGUCAUCCCCGAGCACGAGUCCUGGGAUGACUUCAAUCGCCUCCAUCAUCAGUUUAAUGCAUCUCACGAUGACUUUGGCAUCCUUCUCCCUCCAGAUGACAGGUAUAACUUCGGAAACGAGACGGAGACGCCGAGACUGCGACCGCGACCGCGGCCUCAGCCUCCACCCACAGGCUACGACAUGGUCCUCGAUGCCUCCACGAGGCAGAAUACCACCGACAGGUCCCUGGCCAGCAACAAGGGUCGAUACCUGUAUCCCGUGAGGCCCCAGGACCCGGGUCCCAGGAGGAGAAUGGGUCCCGGGGGAAUGGGUCCCGGUCGAAGCAGAAUGGACCCGGGAUUCAUCGCGUUCCUGCGCAGCCGACCCGAUCUCCUCGUCCGCCUUCUCAAUACCACAGCCGUCUCUGACUCUUCCAAGGAAGAACAGGUCAGGCUCCCAUAUGAGGUGGAUUUGUUGGCGCACCUGGUGUCGCAGUACUACGGGAGACGAAACGAGGGGAUCGACCCCUACAGCGCGGAAUCCGAGAUCCUCAUGAGACGGAUGGGUCGUCCGAGUCCCUUCCCUCCUCGUCCCUGGAGGAGGAUGACACCCGGAAGGCCCGGGAGCCUCCCCCAAGCGAGACGCUAUCUUCCACCCUUUCCCAUCCGCAGGAGGCGCAGGCCGUCCCCUCCCCUGCGUCCGCAGGGCCGUUUCCCGGUGUCUCCCAUACGCUUCGGUUUCGAUGGCGUGGACCCGGACCUCCAAGGAGACUUCGAGGGAGAAUUCAACCGCUACACCCACUACAACGACCGGGACAGCCACUACAACGACCGGGACAGCCACCACAACGACCGGGACCGUCGGAAGAGUCCCCUAUACGACUACCCGGACGACGCGACGAGCAUCCAGGACAUCCUGGACUUCUUCAAGGACGAAUACAAAAACAAGGACGAGGAAUACGGCACCGACAAGCGACGGCCGUCUCGCUACGCCAACAACUACGACGACCGCGAUAGCCAAGAUCGUUACAAAUACCCGGUCUUCAGCACCAAGUACACCACAAAGUACUCGUCAAAACAGAAGCCUCGGCCCAGCAGCGAAGAAGACGACUACUACGGCACCCACGACCCCUUCGACACCUACGGUCCCGAGAUACCAACCGGCGACAACGGUUACUCCGGAGACAGCGUCUUCUACGGGGACACCAUCCACCGCGGCAAGCCGAAGAAGCAGCCGUCGUCGUCGUCGACGGCCAAGAAGAAUCCCUUCGAGAUCAUGAUGGACAUCUAUCCCAUGGAUAAGGGAGUUUAUGGGAGCUCUUUCAAGAAUUACUACCCGUCGGAGUCGAACCGCGGUUACUACUACACCCAGUACGGCGAGGAGUACGUCGAUGACAACAACAAGCAUCAUGUGAUUCUCCACCUCAAUCUCUUCUCCAAGAAGCCCGGAACGACCGGCUUCAGAGGAAGAGGAGGGGAUUCGACGGGGACGGGGAAGGGGACGUCCACGUCCCUCGUCUUCCCGCUGCUGGGGUCCCUGGACCCGGAGCAACUCUAUCAGGCGCUGCUGAACAAGAAGAGGAGCACCAAGGCUCCAGCUCGUCCCAGUGACCCUCAACAUGAUUACUUCGGAUCCCAAUCUCGACCUAUCCCUGAGAAGAAUUACGCUCUCUCCAGUCUAUGCAGUCUCCAUGCAGUAAUGGAGACAAAGCUGGCUGAUCUGCUGGAUCUGAAGAGAUGGGAGAGACAAGCCAUACUGGUGACGGUGGGGAAUGCCAUCCUCCAGUUAUUCUCCACGGCAGCCUACAUGUUCAUGAUGAACGUGGGCAACUUCGUCGUGGGGAUGAAGGACUUCAACGAAUUUGCUUAUCGAUUUGGUAUCUGCUCCACCAUCGUCAUCGGGGUGUACAUCGUGAACAGCGGGGCGUAUCAGGUCGCCUUCUUCAUGACAUUCUUCAGGGAUGUCUUUAACAGGAUCUCCGACGACGUCCACGAACUUCUCGUUCGUAGAGGCUGCAUGUCUUUCGACCCCUUCUUCAAUAUUCGCCUCAGCGACACUGUGGAUGACCUCGAGAAGAAAACAAGUUCCUUCGAAGAGGAGUUGGAGAAGCUGCGACUGAAACAUGAUGAAGUCGCUGUGGGAUUCCGACUUUUCGAGAUUUCCACAAGCAAACAGCUUACCGUGUCGAUGGCAUUCGACAUCACUGCUGCCAUUGCUGCCUAUUACUUCUCCUUCUCGGCCUUCCUUGACGGCAUCGCUGGGAAGGAGAUACCUGAGACGAGUGCUUCACUCGAGGUUGAGUUCAUCCGAACAGCACCAGGUCUCUGCCUUCCUGGAGCAGCUGGAUCUUGCCCCUGUCCGACCCUCGGCUGCCGCCUUCUUCGACCUCAACCGGGGUCUUCUCGUCUCUGCAGUGGGAGCAAUGCUGACAUAUCUGAUCGUGCUGAUCCAGUUCAAGAUAUCCAUGAAUAA
Molecule: messenger RNA, 2655 nt
Organism: Darwinula stevensoni
Lineage: Eukaryota; Metazoa; Arthropoda; Ostracoda; Podocopida; Darwinulidae
Source: the annotation of a GenBank genome assembly